This is a messenger RNA of Dermacentor silvarum, 1173 nucleotides long. RefSeq names its product disintegrin and metalloproteinase domain-containing protein 10-like. The record is from RefSeq and is a predicted model, not a curated record. Gene Ontology annotation, cellular component: plasma membrane. The transcript is spliced from 6 exons. Bases 16 to 1173 code for a protein of 385 amino acids. NCBI's taxonomy places the organism in Eukaryota, Metazoa, Arthropoda, Arachnida, Ixodida, Ixodidae. Gene Ontology annotation, molecular function: metalloendopeptidase activity. Gene Ontology annotation, biological process: Notch signaling pathway; membrane protein ectodomain proteolysis.
GACGGCAACUACGUCAUGUUCGCCAACGCGCAGACUGGCAGUGCGCCCAACAACCGCAAGUUUUCGCCCUGCAGCGUGGCCAACAUUUCCAUUGUCCUCGAUGAGAUGUUCACGGGUGAAGGGACGCGCCCGAAUUGCUUUCAGGAACCAGCGGCCCCGUUCUGUGGCAACAUGAUCCGCGAAGAGACAGAGGAAUGCGAUUGCGGUUACGACAGGUCCGACUGUCUCGAUAAGUGCUGCUAUCCGCGCAAGCAUCCCAAACGUUGCACUCUGCGUGCUGGCGCCAAGUGCAGCCCGACCAGCGGUUCCUGCUGCAGCGAGAACUGUACUAUUCGUAACACCACACAGCCCUGCAGGCCAGAAGAUGAAUGCCAGUACGCGGCCUUCUGCGAUGGCAUGAACAGCGAGUGCCCUCCGUCGGCGUGGAAGCCCGAUGGGACGCUGUGCAACCGAGGCACGCAGCUCUGCGAGGCCGGAGAGUGCCAGCACUCUGUGUGCCGCAGGUACAACUUGAACCAGUGCUUCCUCACCGGUCCCGACCGCACGCCCGAACAGAUGUGCCUCAUCGCUUGCCAGGAGGACCUGCCCGGCAGCGAGUGCCUCGAGGCGUGCAACUUCAAACGCAUGAAGGACUUCUGCCACCGGCGCAUGGAACCCGGCGCAGCCUGCGCUGACCUGCGCGGCUACUGCGAUGCCUUUCGGCGCUGUCGCUUCAUCGACGCCCACAGCUCGCUCGCCAGGCUGAGAUGGCUGACGUUCGGGCCACCCGUCUUCGUAGAUGUUCUCGCGGUAUACGCUUUGUUCCUACCUACGAAUGUUUGGGUUAUUACCCCGGCAUCAUGGCCUCUGAGGUCGGGCGACGCGCGGUGCGCCGCCCGAUCCCAGGUGCCAUGCUCGCUUUUUAUAAACGCACCUCAACCCGAAGCUCUGCCUCCACUUUGUGCUGUUGUUGUUGUUGGCGACGACGACGACGAUGAUAGUAGUGGGAUGAUGAUGAAGUACUGGUACCUGACCUUCCUGUGCCUGGCGCUGAUCAGCGCAGUGACAGUGGCCAUCAUCCGGGUGUGCGCUGUGCACAUGCCCAGCAGCAACCCGCUCCUGAGGCCCUAUCGCAAGAUCAGCGACAGCAUCCACCACCCACUGGACUUCUUCAAGGACAUUGCCGGCCUGUGA